Pelobates cultripes (western spadefoot toad) is the source of this 462-nucleotide messenger RNA. Lineage: Eukaryota; Metazoa; Chordata; Amphibia; Anura; Pelobatidae. The record is from the annotation of a GenBank genome assembly.
AUGCUGUGCGCCCUGCCAGGCCUUAGACUACGUACCAGGGACGUUGGCACGCUAGGUGGACGAGGCCGCCAGGCCGCCUCACCAUCGAGCCCAGCGAGCAGCCUGGUGAUCAGAGGUGCAGGAGCUCGACUGUGGAGCCUGGUAGGGCUGAAGUGGUGGCUGGACGACGGCCGCACCAAGAGGACAGAGUCAGAGUGCAGCCUCACGACCAGGAUGGGUUCCUGCGAACACGGCUGUGCGAGGACAUUCAAGCUGCAAAUUGGUGCAGUCAGUCAUGGCUGGUUGUUUGGCCGCGAACGGGUAACCAGAGAAUCUACCGAACGGGUGGAAAUUGCCGAACGUUCGGGCCGCAAACGGGACACUGCCGAAUGUUCGGGCCGCUUACAGGUAUGCAUGUUAUCUCCUAAUUGGCCCGCUCACUCAGGACAGCCAAAGAUGCCUCUGGUUCAGAUAAAAUGGUGA